AUGAGCAAACCAACGGAGCUGGAACGAAGCCUCCCAGCCAUUGCCUCCAUCAGCACCUCCCUGUCCCAGAGCCAGGGCUUCUCCCCAUACUGCUACUUCUCCCCGGAGAAGAGGAAAGCCAUCUCAGAUGUGAGGAGAACCUUCUGCCUCUUCGUCACCUUCGACCUGCUCUUCAUCUCCUUGUUGUGGAUCAUCGAGUUGAACACCAAGGAGGGCAUUCAGAAGAACCUGGAGAGUGAAAUCAUCUGCUACCAUUUCAAGAGCUCCUUCUUUGAUAUAUUUGUCUUGGCUUUCUUCCGCUUCGCGGUGCUGCUCCUGGCCUACGCCCUGGUCCGGCUGCGCCACUGGUGGGUCAUCGCGGUCACUACACUGGUAUCCAGUGCCUUCCUGAUUGUCAAGGUCAUCCUCUCUGAGCUUCUGACCAAAGGGGCUUUUGGCUAUUUACUUCCCAUCGUCUCCUUUGUCAUUGCUUGGCUAGAGACUUGGUUCCUGGAUUUCAAGGUCCUAUCUCAGGAAGCAGAAGAGGAACGAUGGUACCUGGCAGCUCAGGCUGCAGCUGCUCGUGGGCCCCUGCUCUACCCCAGAGCCCUUUCCGAGGGGCAGUUCUACUCCCCACCAGAGUCCUUUGCAGGGUCAGACAACGAGUCGGACGAGGAGGGCACAGGGAGGAAGGCCUUGACAGCUCAGGAGAGAGAGUAUGUCCGGCAGGGCAGGGAUGCCAUGGAGGUUGUGGACCAAAUCCUCGCCCAGGAGGAGAACUGGAAGUUUGAGAAAAAUAAUGACUUUGGGGAUGUUGUUUACACUUUUGAAAUACCUUUCCAUGGCAAGUCCUUUAUUUUAAAGGCCUUCCUGCAGUGCUCUGCUGAAACGGUUUACCAGGAGGUUAUUCUGCAGCCUGAGAAGAUGAUCCUGUGGAACAGAACGGUGGCAGCUUGCCAGAUCUUGCAGCGGAUUGAAGACAACACCAUCGUGUCCUAUGAUGUGGCAGCUGGGGCUGCAGGGGGGGGGGUGUCCCCAAGGGAUUUUGUGAACGUGCGCCGGAUCGAGAGGAGGAGGGACAGGUACAUCUCCUCAGGGAUAUCAACCACGCACAGCCUGAAGCCUCCGCUCUCCAAGUAUGUCAGGGGUGAGAAUGGGCCUGGAGGAUUCAUCAUCCUGAAAUGUCCCAGCAACCCCAGGGUCUGCACGUUCAUCUGGAUCCUCAACACAGACCUGAAGGGCCGCCUGCCCCGGUACCUGAUCCACCAGAGCUUGGCUGCCACCAUGUUCGAGUUCGCCUUCCACCUGCGGCAGCGGGGCAGCGAGCUGGGGGGGGAGCCCCCCAACACGGACACCCUGGGGCUGCAUCCACACCCAGGGGGGGAAAG
Chaetura pelagica (chimney swift) is the source of this 1367-nucleotide messenger RNA. It is a transcript of the gene STARD3, whose product is annotated as StAR-related lipid transfer (START) domain containing 3. The record is from RefSeq and is a predicted model, not a curated record. The transcript has 14 exons. Lineage: Eukaryota; Metazoa; Chordata; Aves; Apodiformes; Apodidae. Gene Ontology annotation, molecular function: cholesterol transfer activity; cholesterol binding. The annotation marks the transcript as partial. Gene Ontology annotation, cellular component: late endosome.